AUGUCGACCAAAAGAAAAAAUACUCCAACCAGUAAAAAGCCCAAAAGUAAGGCUAAGAAAGUUGAAUACGACGAGGAGGAUGAAAUUUCCAGUCCUUCUGAUCUUGAGGAUGCUGAUGCCGGCUCUAAUGCUGACGGGGCUGAAGACGCCGCCGCUGAGGAAGAUCUCACUGAUGUUACCAGUAUCCCGGAACUGAGAGCUCCUGAGGGAGGAUGGGGCAAACCUGGUACUCUGGUGAUGUGUGGUUUGACUAAUUGGGAAAUGGCUGGUCGUAAAGCACCGCCAAAAGGUGUGAAAGCUAACGUCGGAAGGAGCCUUUGGUCGCCGCAUACGUUUAAGAAUCUCAACGGUGCUCGAGUGAGACUGAUUGCUUCAGGACCUUCGUCAGCACACAACGUAAUUGUCACUGAAGACAAUAGAUGUUUGGUGUUUGGAAAAAAUGACAAAGGACAAUUGGGACUUGGAGACGUGAAGAGACGCGAUGAUCCAACAGAAGUAGAGGCCCUAAAAGGACACACGGUAAUCGCAGCAGCGUGUGGACGCAAUCACACUUUGUUUUUAACUAGUCGUGGUAUAGUUUUCGGAGCUGGUGACAAUAAACUGGGUCAAUGUGGAGUUGGAAAGUCCGACGCUACUAUACUUACUGCUACAAAGGUUAAAUACACCGGAGCGCCUAUUGUCAAAGUCGGUUGCGGAGCAGAAUUUUCGAUGAUUUUGGACAUCAAGGGUGGCCUUCACUCGUUUGGAAGCCCCGAGUAUGGAGCACUUGGCCACAAUACCGACGGAAAGUACUUUAUAACAAACUCAAAAAUGGCUUUCCAUUUUGAAAAGGUACCUAAGAGGAUCGUUCUUUACGUGGAGAAGAGCAAAGACGGUCAUGUGAUACCACUAGACCGAGUUGAAAUUUCAGACUUUAGCUGCGGUUACCAUCACACUGUCGCUAUUGACAGCAAGAGCCGGGCGUUCUCUUGGGGAUUCGGUGGAGUCGGACGUUUGGGACACAAUGAGCAGCGUGACGAGUUGGUACCACGUCUGAUAAAAUUCCUAGAGCCUCCCAGCCGUGGUGUCAGGUCCGUCCAUUGCGGUAGUACUUACAGUAUUGCUAUCAAUGUUCAUGGCUCCGCUCUGAUGUUCGGUCAGACUAAACGAACUGGAGAAGCCAACAUGUAUCCAAAGCCUAUUCCUGAUCUGUCCGGCUGGGAGAUCCGAUGCGUAGGUGUCUCGCAAACCAGCGUUGUCGUCGCUGCUGAUGAGUCGGUCAUCGCCUGGGGCGCUAGUCCUACUUAUGGUGAACUCGGCUUCGGAGAGAUGCGAAAAUCCUCGACGACGCCAAUGGAGGUCAAGGCGCUGGAAGGCCUCUACAUAACUGCUAUUACUUGCGGACUUUCUCACACGAUGAUGAUUUCUAGAGACGAGUCUGAAGAAGAAAAAGCUAAACUAGCAGAACUCGCGGUUUACUCGGUUUAAGGUGAUUAUUGUCUCAGAA
Molecule: messenger RNA, 1486 nt
Organism: Cotesia congregata
Lineage: Eukaryota; Metazoa; Arthropoda; Insecta; Hymenoptera; Braconidae
Source: the annotation of a GenBank genome assembly